AUGUCUGCGACGGAGGGCUCGUCUCCGUCGAGUGCUGUCCGGGAAAGCGCGUCGUCACAUCCUGCAGGUCGCGCAAUAUCGGACGCGGGUGUCAUUGGCCUUGCGGUCAUGGGUCAGAACUUUGCACUGAACCUAGCGUCGCACGGCUGGCGAGUCUCUGUGUACAAUCGAACGUAUGCGCGGACGGCGGAGACUGUUGAGCGGGCGCAGCGGGAGCUCGCGGCAGAUGACACGACAGCCAGCGGGAGCGUUACCGGCUUUGCGGACCUGCGGUCGUUUGCGCUUUCGCUGAAGCGUCCGCGGCGGGUAUUCCUGCUGGUGAAGGCGGGGAGCGCAGUCGACGCAACCGUCGAGGCGCUGGCUGAGGUUCUGGAGCCGGGCGACAUCAUCGUGGACGGCGGCAACGAGUGGUACGAGAAUACGGAGCGACGUGCUGCGUCUGUCGCGGCACGCGGCCUCCUGUACGUAGGCAUGGGCUGUAAGCGGUGGCGAGGAGGGUGCGCGCUACGGGCCUUCCCUGAUGCCGGGCGGUUCACGGGAGGCGUACCAGCAGCUUGCGCCGCUGCUGGAGCAGGUUGCGGCGCAGGUACCCGGCUCUGGGCCGUGCGUUACCUACAUUGGGCCGGGCGGCUCGGGGAACUAUGUGAAGAUGGUGCACAACGGGAUCGAGUACGGCGAUAUGCAGCUGAUCGGCGAGGCAUACGACCUGCUUCGGGGUGCCGUUGGCUUGGAUGCGAUGGCGGCUGCGGAAGUAUUUGCCUCGUGGAACGCGGGCGCCCUGCAAAGCUUCCUCGUGGAGAUUACCGCGCGCAUUCUACGCGUGCCUGA
Cyanidioschyzon merolae strain 10D is the source of this 828-nucleotide messenger RNA. RefSeq names its product 6-phosphogluconate dehydrogenase. The transcript has a single exon. Gene Ontology annotation, cellular component: cytosol. The coding region runs from base 1 to 828 and encodes 275 amino acids. Gene Ontology annotation, molecular function: NADP binding; phosphogluconate dehydrogenase (decarboxylating) activity. Lineage: Eukaryota; Rhodophyta; Bangiophyceae; Cyanidiales; Cyanidiaceae. Gene Ontology annotation, biological process: pentose-phosphate shunt, oxidative branch. The record is from RefSeq and is a predicted model, not a curated record.